Molecule: messenger RNA, 804 nt
Organism: Asparagus officinalis (garden asparagus)
Lineage: Eukaryota; Viridiplantae; Streptophyta; Magnoliopsida; Asparagales; Asparagaceae
Product: putative pentatricopeptide repeat-containing protein At2g02150
Exons: 3
Coding region: 1-804 (267 amino acids)
Molecular function (GO): protein binding
Source: RefSeq, a predicted model, not a curated record
AUGGAAUCAUUAAUGGAAGAAUAUCGGCAUGUUGAUGGCAUUAAGAUUGCUCCCAGUGGAAGGAUGUCGGUUUCAUUGUUCAGGUCCGGUGAGACUAUAGAUGGACAUGUGAGAACGCAAAUGGAGGAGUUAUGGACAAUAGAAGAGGUAGAUUUCAAUAUACAGGGCCUAACCAUGGAAUGUUUCUUGCCUCCUGCUAGCCUUCAAGAAGGAAAAAAAAGAAUGAAUUAUAUGCAUAACUCUAAAAAUAAAUCAGGAUACAAGAACGUGUCCAUGAACGUGAUUUAUACCACAUGCUUUCAAUCUACGAAAAAGGAGUGUAAAAGAAAUAGUGAAGCGUCAAAGAGGUUUUUUGAUGAUAUAAUGAGAUCAAAUAUGUCUCCUACUGAGUUUACUUUCAAUAUUAUGAUUGAUUUCUUGUGUAAAGAGGUGGAUUUGGAGACUACAAGGGAGUGUGGGGAGUUGGAAGAAGCAGAAAGACUUCUUGGUGAGAUGAAAAUGGUUGAUUGCAAGCAUGAUGUGAUAAUCUAUACUGCACUCAUUAACUGCCUUUGCAAGUGUAGAAAGGUGCCAAAGUCACUUGGUUACCUAAAUGAGAUGAGGAGGAAUGAUAUAAGACCCAAUGUGGUUAACUUUAGCACUUUUAUUGAUGCAUUUUGCAAGGAAGGAAUGAUGAAUGAGGCAAUGAAGUUCUUUGUGGACAUGAGAAUAAGAGGCUUAACACCCAAUGAGUUCACAUAUACUUCUUUAAUAGAUGGGAAUUGUAAGGCUGACAACCUUAAGGAAGCUUUGAUUGCUGGAUGA